Erpetoichthys calabaricus (reedfish) is the source of this 1759-nucleotide messenger RNA. It is a transcript of the gene calm3b, whose product is annotated as calmodulin 3b (phosphorylase kinase, delta). Gene Ontology annotation, molecular function: calcium ion binding. Lineage: Eukaryota; Metazoa; Chordata; Cladistia; Polypteriformes; Polypteridae. The record is from RefSeq and is a predicted model, not a curated record. The transcript has 7 exons. Bases 103 to 552 code for a protein of 149 amino acids.
GCGCGAGGCGCGGAGCGAGAGAGGGAGUGUAACUGACGGAGGAGGAAAAAAUAAAAUCAUCAACGUUUAGAGCAAUAUAUAUAUUUACACAGCACGAACACUAUGGCUGACCAGUUAACAGAAGAACAAAUUGCUGAGUUCAAGGAGGCCUUUUCCCUUUUUGACAAGGAUGGCGAUGGUACUAUUACUACAAAAGAGCUGGGUACGGUGAUGAGAUCACUUGGGCAGAAUCCAACUGAAGCUGAACUACAGGAUAUGAUCAAUGAGGUGGAUGCUGAUGGAAAUGGAACAAUUGAUUUUCCGGAGUUUCUCACGAUGAUGGCUAGAAAAAUGAAAGACACGGAUAGUGAAGAAGAAAUUAGGGAAGCUUUCAGAGUCUUUGACAAGGAUGGAAAUGGCUACAUUAGUGCAGCAGAGCUGCGCCACGUCAUGACCAAUUUGGGGGAGAAGCUAACAGAUGAAGAAGUGGAUGAAAUGAUCAGAGAAGCAGAUAUAGAUGGUGAUGGACAGGUCAACUAUGAAGAGUUUGUACAGAUGAUGACUGCAAAGUGAAAUGGCUUCAAACUGUCCCCAGUUUGCAUUGUAAAAAUUAAAAAAAAAAAAAAAAAAGAACUUUGGCUUUCAUCAGCUUGCCCCUUUAUUUUAUGUCUUCUAGUUUCCUUUUCCCCUUUUCUUUUCUUUUCUUUUUCUCCCUCUUCUUUACUCUUCGGUGAUUUAUUGCUGCUCUCUCCUGGCCUGUGUAGCUGUGUUACAACUAACCCCUUUCAGCAUGCCAUUGUCACAAGUGUUUGGCUGUGAAAUUAAAAAAGAAAAAAAAAUUGACGUCACAAGGAGAUAUGCAUGCUUCCCUCAUCCUACAGAAUAUACUUCUUGUGGAAAUAUUGUCUUGCAAUGAAGAUAGUUGUAACUUGCCAUGCAGGGAUAGAAAUCAAAUGCUGAUUUUUAUGGCCUCAGAUGGACAUCUCUUUGGUUUAAAGCCUUUGGAAUUGUUUGCUUCAUUACUGACUUAUUUCUGGCGUGGCUUACCUACAGACCAUAGCCACAGAAAAAGGAGUCUGGUACACAGAUAAAUAACUGAAUGUUUGUAUGUGUAUACGUUUUGGUGGUAUCACUGAAGCAACACUUAAGAUUUGAUCAAAGUGCAUCAGCAGUUCAACUUGUGAAUGGCAAUAGUUUUAAAUAUUAUUGUCUUAAAGAUUUAUGUGAAUUUGACAAUAUUAUGUUACCUUGUUGCAUGCCAAAUACCAAAUUUAAAAAUAAAUGCAAAGAGUGCUUCUUUGCUGCUGUUUGUUUUCCAGGUGAUGCAGUUGAAAUAAUGUACCUUGCCAUGAGAAUCAGGGUGGUUUUUGUAAUAAAAUGGUCUUAAAUUUCCAUCCCUGCAGCAAUAUUAUUAAAAUAUGUACUUAACUGCAACAAAAUUCUGCAGAUGUAAUCAUAAUGUAUACAAACUGUUUACUAUAGCAGACUGCAUCUAUUUACACAGUUGCCUUCUUGUAUUUGUACUUGCUAUUUUUUUAUUUUUUAUUUUUUUUUUUUACCUUUUAGUUUUAUUUUGAUAUUGUGAGCGUGUUGAUUUCUAUAUAUUCCUAGCAGCUUUAUUCUUUCCCUUAUACCUGUAACUUAACCCAUUCUUCCAACCAUCUUCCUUUGUCACUCAGUCCACAUUGGUUUCUGAGACAGAGGAGGGACAAAAAUGCUUCAACUCCAUUCCAGUUUUCUGUACUGUUUUGUUCUCAAUAAACUUGACGUGUUUUUAACA